Messenger RNA from Anastrepha obliqua, 324 nucleotides. RefSeq lists its product as uncharacterized. The transcript has a single exon. NCBI's taxonomy places the organism in Eukaryota, Metazoa, Arthropoda, Insecta, Diptera, Tephritidae. Bases 1 to 324 code for a protein of 107 amino acids. The record is from RefSeq and is a predicted model, not a curated record.
AUGCCAGCAUUCGACGGAGCAGGGUGGUUCAGCGGCGUCAAAAUCAUAAAGUGCAAGGAUGAUCCCACGCUCACAUGGCUAAAGGAAGCGGUAAAAACGCUUCACGCCCUGUGGGAGGGGGCAUCACUGGAAAUCGUUGAUCGCAGCUGCAUUCCCUCAAUACCGAAGGCAAAGGUUUUCAUUCCGCGAGUGGUAAAACCGGAAUAUGCGCUACGACUGCUACAACGUCAAAACACGGACGUACCAACAGACAAUUGGAAAGUGUUGAGCGUGGCAAAACCACCAACUGCUGAUGGUGGCCAGGAUUACAUUAUCCUAAUCUAA